Fusarium oxysporum Fo47 is the source of this 3060-nucleotide messenger RNA. RefSeq names its product GTPase domain-containing protein. Gene Ontology annotation, molecular function: GTP binding. The record is from RefSeq and is a predicted model, not a curated record. The coding region runs from base 1 to 3060 and encodes 1019 amino acids. Lineage: Eukaryota; Fungi; Ascomycota; Sordariomycetes; Hypocreales; Nectriaceae. The transcript is spliced from 3 exons.
AUGGCUAGCCACUAUCAUUUACGUACCGCCUUGGGCCAAUCAGCCAACUUGGGCGCAUUGUAUGAUGCUCGCAAGGACAGAUUUCUUGGCCAGUCCAUUUUCUCUGAAGGAAUUCCGGGGGACGCCCUGGAGAUCACAAACAACAUGUCAACCAAAUGGGAGUUCACCAAGAACGACUCUCUGGAGGAACGGCUUUCAAAGCUGGGCCUCUCCGGUGAACUCGGUGUCAGCUAUCUUACGGACCUUGUGUCUGUGAGUGGCAGUGGCAAAUACCUCGCGCUUUCCCCUACCAUCAGCCGAAUUUUGCAAGCGUCUGCUAUCUGCACGACCCUUACCAAGCACCAACGGCUGUCUUUGGACAGCGAAGAGCUGAGGGGAGUUAUUGACGCCGACGCUUUCCAGUCAGAUGAGGCAACUCAUGUGAUCUGCGGCGUACAGUGGGGUGCUAGAAGCAUCGUUACUGUACGCAGCAAAGGCGAUACCACUGAAACUACAGAGAGUGUUGGCGAGGCCAGCCCAUCUGUCGUUGCCCUUGAGAAUAUCCUUGCUACCUUCAGCGACGCACACAGUGGCAGACCACCAGCUGCAGCUGGAGAGCUCACUGACAGCGCGGCUGCUUUUGAGUUCAACCUCAAUCUUGAUGUGCCUGCUGGGGGCGCGCUCCCAACCAAUCAUGAUGAGGUCUGCCAGUACAUCCACAAGCUGCCCGAGGCUUUGAAGAAAGUCGCAGCUGGCAAAGGCAAGGCUCUUUUUUACGAGUUAGUUCCGAUACAAGAGGUUACCAAACUUCUCGAGCUAGAAGCAGCUGCGAAUACUAUUUACGAGCCUCUGAAUGAGGAGAGCUUGAAGCAGGUUCGUGGACAUUUCGAGGCUUUUGAGAAAGCUCAACAAUCACUUCGAGACUACCUCGAUAAGCUGCUAAGCCACUCUUUCUGUGUUCCGACCAAACAUGUCCAGCUUGCUCAAGAUCAGAUUAAGGUCGCAGAAGAGGCCAGGUCAGCGCUGAAAGAGAGGCUUUCUCCCCGAAUCCAGAGGGUUCGCGGUGGUGAUGGCUCGCCAUCGGAUAUCGAUGAUGCAAUCUCCAGAUUUGCAGAGUCGGUGCAGAGCCCCGCAAGAUUAAUUUCCAUCACGUCUCUUUAUUCCGACAAGAUGUCUUUCGCGGAUCAGGCCAAACUGCAAGGUGCUCGUUACCUGCCUGAUGAUCCUGAACAGUUCAUGCCUAUGGUACAGGACGAUUCUGCGAGAGCCUACGUUCUUCAUUUCAGUGCGGCUGCCAUGAAGAGCCCAGAUUGGCAAGCAAAUUCAGACAAGUUAUUCGGCUUGCUGCACGAUCUUGACGCAAAAGGCCACGUCAUUAUCAUUGAUCAUGACCUUGGAGAACAACAACGACUUGUUGAGAAGCCCUAUAUCGAGCUGUGGGAAGAAGGGCAUGUCAGCAUUGCGGACUUCGUUGGGGAUGCCGAAGAACUUUCAGACAAGAGUCUUUUGAAGUGUAGGAACGAGGAUCUGAUAGAUUCUUCCCUCCCUACUGUGGCUCUCUCCAAGAGAAUGAAUGUCAUGCUUAUAUGUCCGAGCAAAACUUGCACUUCAAAGGAACAGGUUUCCUGGACUUGCCCUGUUUGCAAGGAUACCGUAUAUUUCUAUCCCAAGGACUCUAAGCUCUACUGCGGCUGUGGAGGUUACAAGUAUACGGACGCUGUGUUCAAUUGUCAGAACACUACGCACGGUCCUGAGUUUAUUGCAGCUCAAAGUAAUAGCGCACUCUUUGCUUCUCUCCAAGGCUGCAAGCCCACUGCUCAGUAUAACAUCUUGAUUCUUGGUGAGACAGGCGUCGGGAAGUCAACUUUCAUCAACUCAUUCAUCAACUAUAUCAUGUACGACUCGCUUGACGAAGCGAUGCUCAGAGUCGGAAAGGAGAGCGACGUUGAAAAGGAGUCCAAGGGAGGUAUUUCAGCCACGCAAAACACGGUGACAUAUGAAUUCAUUGUGGAUGGCAAGAUCAUCCGCUUAAUCGAUACCCCAGGUAUUGGUGAUACACGCGGCAUUGAUCAGGAUCAGAAGAACGUCAAAGAUAUCCUGGAAACUUUGGAGUCAGUUGAUAAACUAAACACGAUCCUGUUUCUUAUGAAACCGAACAGCGCGCGCCUUACCGCAACAUUCGACUUCUGUCUCACCGAGCUGCUCUCGCACCUCCAUAAAGAUACAAACAAGAAUAUUGUUUUCGGCUUUACCAACUCGAGAAGCACCAACUACAUGCUUGGAGAUACUCGUGAGCCUCUUGAAGCGUUGCUGAAGAAACGGAACACCAAUAUCCAACUGGGCCUCUCGACCCUGUAUUUCUUUGACUCGGAGAGCUUCCGCUAUCUGGCAGCGUAUAAGCAGCUCGCAAAGGAAAUGCCUGGCAAGGACAGCUUUGUUGCGAGCUGGGAGAAGUCAUCCGAGGAAGCGCGACGCCUUGUCGAGAGGACAUUUGUGCUUCCUACUCACGAAGUUAAGAUGACGUUGAGUCUCAACCGCACACGUGCAUUCAUUACGGGUAUGACAAAGCCGAUGCUUGAGUUCUCAAAGAACUUGCAGGAUAACGAAAAGAAGUUUGCCGCCAAGCUUUUGCGAGCAGAAGAUGCUCAGAUCAAACAGGCUCUUGCCAAGUUUGGCGUCUACCUGAACAAGAGCGCGAUGGUUGCUUUCAACGACACGACCAUUGCCUAUCUUGACUACAUGAUUCAGCAAGCCAAGAACGCAAGCGCCGUAGUAAAUCAAGUCGAGUACGAGGAUCUGAAGAAGGCUUACGAGAGCCAGAAGAAUCAGAUAGAGGCAGCCAUCAAGGCGGGCGGUAGCGUGGCACCCGAUGAGAAGGAGAUCGACCAAAUCAUCAAGAACCUCCAGAGCCUUCCACGAUCCAAGAACGCAUUGGCAUCAAUUCUUCCUGAGGGGACCGUCAACCCGACUGAGCACAGAUCCGUGACAGUGGAUCUCAAACCUAAGCGUCCGGCGCCCAGAAGCAAAGCAGGCAGCUCAGGUGGUUGGUUCCCCUCAUUUUCUUUCGGUCGUCAGAAGUAA